UUGCCCAAGACAUCGACAAGAUCCAUCAUGCAGUGGUUUAGCAAGAAGCGCGCCGAGCCGCAGUGCCAUUGCCGCCAAGUACUCGCAUCGAUGACGUCGCCGUCACCGCCCGACGCCUGCAUCCCGAUCACGCACAAGUGGAUCGACCGCCAGCAGAAGCAGAAGCACAGCGCGGUCGUCGGCGGGCGCAAGGUGCCGUUCUUGCCCGAGGACAUUGGCUUUUGGAAGCUGGAUCGGCGCGAGACCAACAACGUGCUCUGCCCGAUUGACGAAGACGACUGCGUACGCUGCGACGGCUGCGAAGAAGCCAUGUUCUUCAGCCUCCGCGCCAAGCGCGUCUGCGUUGCGCUUACUCGUGUGCACCGCCGGCACAGAAAGGUCGCGCCACAGACCGCGCUCGUUGCAUGA
This is a messenger RNA of Saprolegnia diclina VS20, 408 nucleotides long. RefSeq lists its product as hypothetical. The transcript has a single exon. Bases 28 to 408 code for a protein of 126 amino acids. The record is from RefSeq and is a predicted model, not a curated record. NCBI's taxonomy places the organism in Eukaryota, Oomycota, Saprolegniomycetes, Saprolegniales, Saprolegniaceae.